This is a messenger RNA of Loxodonta africana (African savanna elephant), 3681 nucleotides long. RefSeq names its product protein SPATA31F1-like. Lineage: Eukaryota; Metazoa; Chordata; Mammalia; Proboscidea; Elephantidae. The coding region runs from base 1 to 3681 and encodes 1226 amino acids. The transcript has 2 exons. The record is from RefSeq and is a predicted model, not a curated record.
AUGGCAAAGGCGGCAGCUGUUGGACCUUGUAUGACUGAUUGCAAGCUUUUAAGACUACAGGCACUAUUCAGUGAACUUGGGAGUGCAACAGAAGCACUAACCACGUUAUCAGGCCAAUUAACUGAAAAGUCCCAUGAAACCAGGACCCUAAACCUCCAAACCAAGGAACCAAAUCCCAUGAGGCAGGCCUGGCUUCCUCGAGAAGGACGUGUGUUGCAGCUCCUAUAUGCAGACCUCUACUAUCCGGUCUCCAAUGCCAUGGCUCUGGACAUUCAACAAUUGGUGACAGGUGAAAACACCCUGAACACCCCUACUUCGGCAGGGACCUCACAACCCUCUUCUUGCCUAGAAAUUCUGUCCAUCUCUGGAGUGUCUAAGCAGAGUCUGCAACUGCGUUCCAAGAACUCCAGAGAACUUUUAUCGGCAUCCGUAACCUCCACACUAUUACAAUUAACGGAUCAGAAAUCCUUAACCCAGACGGCUGCCCCAUCAACCAGUGUGGUCAUCAUCCGAGAUCACUGGGAUGAACACCUGCAGCUAGGGAAGGUAUUUCAACUGCCAGAUGUGCCCAGGAACCCAGGAACUAUACCUUCUUCAAGCCUUGGGGAGACCAGAGUUCCUGUGAACCAGCAAGAGAUGCUGUAUAGCAACCACAAAUUUUUCCAUGGGAACCAAGGCCAGCAGCCCUUGAGAUCCCAUGUCUCUCUGCUGUUCCUGACCACAGACCUCACGAAUCUGACACAUGCUAUAGCAAUACAUACGGUCACUAUCUUUCCCGCCCACCUCCCAUUACUCAGUCCUGAACUUCUCAGGUUUCUUGAGGUCCAUGUAAAAAAAUGGAUGCAUUUCCAGAGGUGCGUACGCCCCAGGCAUGUGGAAGAGUCUCUGAGGCAGUUUAUGAAUUAUAAUUUGAAUGCUUGUGUUGAAACAACUGGGACCAUUUCCCACAAGACUUGGGGUUCCUGUAUGCUCAGCCAGCCUACUCAGGCCUUCUGGCUUUUUAAGUGGUCCAUCAGGGACCAAUAUCAAAGCUGCCACUGCCAGAAAACCCCAAGCCCUCUGGCUCUGGCCUUGCCCUCUCCAGCCCUUAAAGUUCUAAAUAGCCUCUAUCCACAGCCUGAGAGACAGGCUGAAGACUCAGGUGAUCGUCUGAAGCAGAAGCACAGCCAGCAAUUCUGCAGCUUCUCUUGUCUAACCAGUGAGUCCUUGCUUGUCACUGACAUUGAGGUUCAAGGGAUUUCCACAAACAGGUACAUACCCCAAUUUCCCUUGAAUGUUCUUUUUUUCUUCAAUGAGCACUCCUUCCUCCUGCUCUUGACUAAUAAUCCACCCCAGUCAGCUUCACCUUCUUCCACAUCUGUCCCAAAUUUGGUGUCUCCAACUGACCAUCAACGAAACCAGAUCAAUAUCCCAUUUCGGGCUCUGGCCAAGUUCAAAGUGUUGGAGUGGAACCUCCUGCAGAGGCAGCUCCAGGUUAGGUGGCAAUUGCCAGCUGCUUUCGAGAGAUCUCAGGAUGCCCAGAGUCUCAUGCAAUAUAAGACCGGUGACACAACCCAGUCUCCAGAGACCCUGAGAUCUUCCUGGUCCAGGAAGCCCAUCUCACUCCUCAGGGGGGAACUACCCUUCUUCCCGGACCAUGCCCAGAGGCUGCUGGAGUUCCACCUCCAAAAGCAGUUAAUUCCCCAGCACGGUGGCAUGUCUCAGAGGAUCAAGCAGUCCACUGCAUUGCUCCUGUCCCGUGCUGACCAACAGCCUCUGCUCUUGAGCAGUAAAGCCUUGGACAAUGUGAAUGUCUCCUGGUCUGUAGCCCCAGAGGUCAGUGGGGUUAGUGACAUGACCUCACUCACAUUGGCCCCAGUGUUAGACUCCAUGCCACACUUGCUCACCCAGACCAAAGCAAUAGUGCAGAACCACAUCGAUUACAAAUGUUGGCAGACCCUCCAGGGCACUGUCAUUGCCCAUAUAUUUAUCUGCCAGGACUGUGGAAUUCUGGGGAAUAUGGAGGUAGCUCAGUACGCCUGCAUUCCAGAAAACAAGCUCUUAGAGCUGAAGGCAGCAACUGAUCCUGAGAUAUAUCAGAAAGUUGUGCCCUCACAGACCUCACCAGGUGCUGUCAUUGACCACACUAAGCUGUCCAGAUCCCUGCCCAAGGGACCCGUGGAGAAGCUGGGAACUAAUUUACAGGACAAACAUCUAGCCUUCCUGUCAGGGCUGCCUGAUCUCUAUUAUUUGGCUCCCUCCAAGGCCACAGGCCUGCCAAUCACUAGCCAAUCUGAAAUUGCAGAGAUAAUGCCUGAGCCUGUUGAAAUCACACCAGAGCCUCUGACUGAGAUGAUCUCCUACGAAGAACAGUGCAGAAGUCCUGGGCCAGGUCUUCAAGACGACGAGACUGGUGCUGAUGGUGCACAGGAGUUCCUUGCUGAGGUGCAGGAGGAACAAACAAAGGAGAUGGUGCAUCUAGAAAGUCAAACAAAUGCUGCUAUUCUAAAGGCACUCAAAACACCCAUCUUGACCGAACUAAAUUUCCAUCUGAGAAAAAAGGUCCUAGAAAUACAGAUGGGAAUUCCCAUAAAAGCAAGGGAGUCUCGGAACCAAACUGUAGUAGUCUCAGAGAAAUUACCCACACAGGAGGCAUCUGGGAGUCUAAACAGUGAAGGGAAAACAUGGCUCCAGAAACUCCAUAUCCCACCAAACAGUCCAUAUGCCCCAGAUCCAGAAUUGAUCUGCCUCAGAAAACAGCCGAUUUUUGAGGUGAAGACAGUACAGGAGAGAAAGAAACAAGGCAGUUCCAGAGCAGGGCCCCAUGGUUCUAUCCACUGGGUCUCCAAGAUCUCACAUCUCAGCAGGGACAUGGCAGAUGUCCAGGAGCUUUGUGCUCAGCUAGAAGCCAGAGUGAACAGCUCCAGCCUGGAAGAGGCCUGCUGCCCUGAGUCUCAAGUCCCCAGCAAGACCAAUGACUCAGCCCAAGUACCCACACUGGCAGUGAAGAAAGAGUACCCACGGAAACCGAAACCACAAGGGGACACUACAGAAUGGAAUCCAGGGUUUGGGCUGCCCUCACCUGCAGAAAACAGACCCCCUGCUGAAGACCAGAAGCCAGCAGGGUUAUCUGUGAACAGGACACCCCGAGGUCCCUGGCAAAGGAGUGUGAGCUUUGAUAUUCCAGCCCCCUCUCAGCACAGUCCUCAGUACUGUCCUCAGUUUAAGCUCCCAAAACUACCUCCAGGGGCUCUUGGGGGGAAAGAUUCUGAGAAGAAUGAUGUGGAGGACAGUGAAAGCAACCUGAAUGUCAUUACAGAACCAGGCAGGAUUCCUGGGACUGCCCAGCCUGUGGUGCCCCAGGCUUCACAGGGCCGGUCUUCGCUGGGCCCACUAAUUCAGGGUAAGCCUUUGCAGGACAAACCUUUGUGGAAUGAGAUCUCAGAGGAGGGAAUGAGACUAGCCCAUACUCAGAAGAGCCCUGGCCUUCCAGAACCUGGCUUAAGAAAUAAGGUGAAGUGCAUUUUUAGCUGUAUUCGUUCCAAGACAGUAGAUGAGAAAUCCAUGUUUUCCUCAGAGGAGAAAGUGACCAAAACGCGAAAAAAUCGUCUUAAGAAGAGCCUGGCCCCAGCCAAAGGCCUGUGGGACAAGCUAAGACAGAGAAGACAACAAAGGAUCCGAAGCCCAAUUUCUCCCCACUGA